AUGGACAGCCCGAACGACAACGAUGUCAGCAUGGGUGAUCUUCCCGACACCGGCGUUAGCGCAGACAACGUAGACAACGGCGUCGAGUCUGGGGACAUCGUCUUCUUUACCGAAUGCGAGAACGUCGCGGAGCACAACGUUGACGUCAACCGCGAGCGCGACGGCGACGUCGCCAUGGACGACAACGCUGAGCCUGAGCAUCCGGAUGUUGUGGAAAUCAAGGCCUUUCACCGUAACGCUGAGGAGAAGCUCGCCAUCAAGACGUACAAGAUUAACAAGGAGAUCACCCUGUUGCCCUCUCUCCACCGUAUCUACUUCCAUCCCGACGAGGCAGUCGUUCCCCAAGCUCCUCCCUUCCUCCAACUCGCCAACUUCUUCAUCUUGUACAACGACAUCGCCAAGGCCAACUUCCUCGCUGACAAGAGCUUGCCUCUCAUGGUCAACCAGGCGAUCUUCUUCUAUGGUCUGGACAGGGGCCAUUCGUUCUCCCGAUUCUUCGAUCAGAUCCGGUACAAUAUCGUCUUGAUGGCUUUCGCUUGGGCAUCAGACUUCGAUCACAGGUACUGCCGAGAGGGGUGCAAGGAGUUCGUCCGGGCCUUUUUCCGCGCGUGGAUCGAGUCGCAGGUCUUUGAGUACGACCCUGAUGCAAACAACUUCGAGCGACGUGAAGCCUUCAUCGCCCUUUGGCAGAACUCGCCUUUCGACUUCCACUACUUUAGUGCGAGGCGCGCUAAGACAGUAGCCAAGGUUCUCAAAGUGCUCGCGAAUCAGGUCGAACUCCUCCCGAACCUACCGACGCCUGCCAACUUCAUCCAAGCCGUACGCUGUGGCGAGCUGAGUGAAGAGAUGUUCGACAAAUUUGGUGCGGCAAUGACGUUGCAAUGGUUGAUGGGUCUGAGGGCACAGCAUGAUAAGCGACAACGUCAAAUUGACGAGGAGGAAGAGUAUGAUCAGGCUGGGCUAGAGCUGAAGCGAGCUAAGGCUCACAAGGGAUAUCUCGAAGCGGCCCGCCAUUUCGGCCAUCUUUCCAUGGACUACCAGCCGGCUGACGAGUUCGAUCCCUUUGAAGAAAACGCCUUGAUACAUCCCGGCAUGUCCAAGAUUGACAGGGACGAACAGCUCUUGUCGGCCUUACUCCUCCCUAUCGACGACUACCUUGAGCAUCCAAGCAAGGUGAGCGAUAAGAAAGAUCGUGUGGUUGAUGAGACGAGCUUCUGGGUGUCUCAUGCGCAAGUCCAGGCUAUCUUGAAGGAGGAUGUGCCGAAGCAAGAGUACAGCCGGCUCAUGGCUGAGAUGACGGUGUUGCUGAACACCACGGUGAUGGAGCCUACAGAGGAGUAG
Messenger RNA from Alternaria novae-zelandiae, 1341 nucleotides. RefSeq lists its product as uncharacterized. Lineage: Eukaryota; Fungi; Ascomycota; Dothideomycetes; Pleosporales; Pleosporaceae. Bases 1 to 1341 code for a protein of 446 amino acids. The record is from RefSeq and is a predicted model, not a curated record. The transcript has 2 exons.